Molecule: messenger RNA, 1140 nt
Organism: Pestalotiopsis fici W106-1
Lineage: Eukaryota; Fungi; Ascomycota; Sordariomycetes; Amphisphaeriales; Sporocadaceae
Exons: 1
Coding region: 1-1140 (379 amino acids)
Biological process (GO): DNA replication
Cellular component (GO): nuclear origin of replication recognition complex
Molecular function (GO): DNA binding
Source: RefSeq, a predicted model, not a curated record
AUGUCGCGCUCACUUGAACCGACGCUACUCUCGUUACUCCCGUCCCUCAACUCGGCUUCCUCGCUCCCCCCAAGUCUCGUAGAGCUUGCUUCGAGUCUCCUCGCCCAGUCGCGACACAAUGCAAGCACACUCAAGGCCGAGGAAGAGGUUGCGCGACUCUACGCUUGCGCCCACAUUGCCUGCGAGCGAUUGAAGACGACAUUGGACCUCCCUCCCAUUCAAGCGCGUCCUCCUGUCCCCCCGCGAGUAUACAAGCGCCUCUAUACACAUCUAGAUCGUAUCCUGCCCACUAGCUCUCCAACCAAGAGGACUAGGACACCGAGUGGGAAAGCAAGAGAGGCUGGCCUAGCCUUUGGCAGUGAACAGAGAACACGAGAAAGAGCUACUCCAGGAAAGGAAGCCGCGCUGGCAGCAUUUCGACCAAAAAGCAAUGGAACACCCACAAAAUCUACAGGCAAGGCAGUGGUACCGUCAACGGGUCGCAAAGCCCGUGAUGUCCUGCCGUCCUGGAUGAGGCCCACCGCCCAAUAUCUUUGCACCCAUCUCGACUCGGAACACAUAGGCCGGACCGUCCUAGCCGGACUACAAAGCAUUAUUACACCCCACGGCAAGAGAAGCAAGGAUGAAUGGAUCAACGACCAUCUAGCGGCUCUGUUUGCAGGAGUUUUUUUUCUCGUGACAACGCGAUACAUGGCUAUGGAAACGAAGCGCCCUAUUAGCAGCACACAAUAUGGCAAUUUGCGCAGAGAUAUAGUCAAGGUAUUUCGGCAAGCCCGCGAAGAAGUGAAGAGAAAUGAUGAAGAUGAAGAGGUUUUCUGGGAAGGCUGGUCAAAGAUUGGCGCCAAGGAUGUCGACGAUGCCGCCAAAGUCUUUGCUGAGAGAGGGUGGCAAGAUGGAGAAUGGUUUGCUGGUAUUCAAGGAAAAGGCGAUUCACAAGUGGAUGCCGAGAUGGAAGAUGCUCAGGACCAUGGCGGUGGCGAGAAAGCUCAAGUACAGCACGGUGACUCCAUGUUGUUGGGUCGCUGGACCAUGACCGAUCAGAAGCGACGAGAUUACGCUGACUGGAAGGCAGAUAUACUUGACCAAUGCCUUGAGAUUGAAAAGGCAGGGCAGGCUAUGGAUGUGGAUGUCUCUGCUUGA